Eucalyptus grandis is the source of this 1648-nucleotide messenger RNA. Its product is annotated as beta-D-glucosyl crocetin beta-1,6-glucosyltransferase. Bases 129 to 1469 code for a protein of 446 amino acids. Lineage: Eukaryota; Viridiplantae; Streptophyta; Magnoliopsida; Myrtales; Myrtaceae. Gene Ontology annotation, molecular function: UDP-glycosyltransferase activity. The record is from RefSeq and is a predicted model, not a curated record. The transcript has a single exon.
GCCACGUGGCAGACUUAUCUCCUAUUCAGCUCUCUCUGCGUCCGCAAUAUACUGCCCCGCCGCCCUAGUGAGAGGGCGUGCAAAGUUGGAUCCACAAAGAGAGAAGUGGGAGCCGGAGGGGAGAGAUCAUGCGCAGAGAGAACAGCACUGUUCAUGCUCUGAUGUUGCCAUGGCUUGCUCAUGGUCACAUAUCACCAUUCCUAGAGCUAGGGAAGAGGCUUUCCGAGAGAAACUUCCAUAUUUACUUGUGUUCCACUCCAGUCAACCUUAGUUCCAUCAAGCCCAAGAUCUCUGAGAAGUAUUCAUCCUCCAUUGAGCUUGUUGAGCUUCACCUCCCGUCCUUGCCUGACCUCCCUCCUCACUACCACACAACCAAAGGCUUGCCGCCGCAUCUCAUGAACACCCUCAAAGCAGCCUUCGACAUGGCGAGUCCCGGCUUCUCCAACAUCAUCAAGAAGUUGAACCCAAAUUUGAUAGUCUACGACUUUCUUCAACCGUGGGCUCCGGAAAUCGCGCGAUUGCAUAACGUUCCCGCGGUCAACUUCUGGAGCGUCGGCGCUGGCAUGGUUUCGUUCUUUUUCCACGCGGUCCAAAACGUAGGCGAAGGGUUCCCGUUCGAGGCAGUCCGCCUUCAUGAUUAUGAGCAAUGGAAAUUCGACCGAUUGUUUGAGAACUCGGCAGGUGGCAUCACGGACAAAGAUAGGGCUCUACAAUGUGCCGGAAGAUCUUCAGGAUUCAUCUUGAUGAAGACAUUUAGAGAGCUGGAGGGGAAAUAUUUGGACUACCUCUCCAGUCUGGUGGGUAAAAAGGUCAUCCCCGUUGGUCCACUCGUCCAAGACCCUGGUAUAGAGGAUGGCAACGAUGACAUCAUUAAGUGGCUUGACGAAAAAGAAGAAUGUUCAAGUGUCUUUGUAUCGUGUGGCACAGAAUAUUUUCUCACCGUGAAAGAAAGAGAAGAGAUUGCUUAUGGAUUGGAGCUUAGUAAUGUCAACUUCAUUUGGGUCAUUAGGUUCCCUAUAGGAGAGAGCAUGGAGCUUGAAGAGGCAUUGCCUGCAGGGUUCCUGGAAAGAGUUGGAGAUAGAGGACUGGUGAGAGAAGGAUGGGCGCCGCAAACAAAAAUAUUGGAGCAUCCAAGCAUUGGGGGGUUUGUGAGUCACUGUGGAUGGAGCUCUAUCAUGGAAAGCAUGAAGUCAGGGGUACCGAUCAUAGCGAUGCCCAUGCAACUCGAUCAGCCUUUGAAUGCCCGGAUUGUCGAAGAGGUCGGGGUCGGAUUAGAGGUCAAGAGGAAUAAGAGCGGAGAGCUAGAGAGAGAGGAGAUAGCGAAGGUGAUCAAAGAUGUGGUAGUGGAGAAAGAUGGAGAGAGCGUGAGGAAGAGGGCCAAAGAAAUGAGCGAUAGCAUCGGAAAUGAAGGAGGGAGAGAAUUAGAUGAAGUGGUAAAUGCCUUGGUCGAUGUUUUGCAUGAAGCAUGAAGAAGAAGAAUGAUCUACAAGAGCAGACAUUAUUUUUUCUCCGUGUUUUGGCUUGACAUGUCCAUUGUUUCCUAUGGAACUGUGGAAUCAGAUUGAAGAAAGUAAUAUUCAAGCAUAAAACUAACUAAUGAGACAUUUGUAAUUUUCAUGUUAAAAUAUAGAAAAUAACUUUUAUCGUU